Peronospora belbahrii is the source of this 801-nucleotide messenger RNA. The record is from the annotation of a GenBank genome assembly. Lineage: Eukaryota; Oomycota; Peronosporomycetes; Peronosporales; Peronosporaceae.
AUGAGUCUGGACGAUUUGAUCGCCCGUAAGAAGACAAAGGCGACUAAUCCGUCUUCACGACCAUUCAAGGCCAAUAGAGAAAAAGAUGCGGCGGCAGGACCCAUCCGCGGUAGACGCCGACGCAACAACAGCCGUAACCAGCCCUACUCACGAUCUCGCAGCGACAACGAUGACGACAUGGACAUUGAUUUGGACGACGCUGGUGAUAGCAGCAGCAACAACCGCGGCGGCAAGAAGCGCUCAGUGGUGAUUAAAAAGCCCGGCAAGGGCGGUAAGAAAGGCGGCUCGUCUAUCCUAUUGCGUGUCGGUGGCAAGGAUGUGGCAAACCCUGGCACAAAGAUCCUAGUGAAGAAUCUUAAGUUUGACAUUUUGGAGGAAGAGGUGCGGGAGCUUUUUGGCACGGUAGGCGAGGUGUCUAAGGCUGAGAUCGUAUACGAUCGCUCGGGUCGAUCGAAGGGCAUUGCACGUGUCUGGUUCACCCGCCGCUCAGACGCCGAAAAGGCCAUCAAGCAAUAUGACGGACGUACGUUGGAUGGCCAGCCGAUGCAGAUUGCGCUGGACUCUGACAGAAAUGUUCGUAACGGGCUUUUUGGAACUGCACUUGGUGGCGAUGACAAGAAUGUCAAGUUUAAGGUGUCUUUCGGAGGAAACAGAGAUAACGAUCAGGCGAAAGGCCGCCGCAACAAAGGUCGCCGCGUACGUGGUAAUGACAAGGGCGCUCAGGACGUCCGUGAACCUGCGUCAUCCAAAUCUGCUGAGGAGCUGGACAAUGAGAUGGAUUCGUACAUGAAGGACGCAUAG